GUAACUGGGUUGCAGUUUCGCAUGAACAGGUAGCAGCUUAUAAGCUCGUUAUAACUUGACGUUAGACAAGGCUUCCAGCACGAUGGAAAGGAACGAUAUAGAAGAACAUGAGUAUCAAGAGCUAUUUUCCAUAUCAAGAUCGCCACCAAGUCAACAAAUAAUAAACGAUGGAUCAGGGAAUGACGGACAACAACAUCAGGCUGCAGACAAUACCGUUACCAUCAUUCAAGGAAAGGAAGCCUCACGUGCGCUCUACAUUACCCUUAUUGUAGCUGUCAUCAUAAUCAUCUCCCUCGUCGUCCUCAUUUGCGUCAUCGUCGUAGUUUUCAUCCCCACAAAAGCACCAGCAGGGGCCACUACGGGAGGUAAUGGAAAAGUAACAGUUAGUACUACGACACCAGCAGGGACAACUACGGCAGCACCAGCAAGGGCCACUACGACAGAUCCAUUCUCCUGCGAAAGUAGAGCAACUGGCGACAACAUACCUCGUGAAUACACUCACCCAAGCUACUGCAAGGAGUAUUAUUGGUGUGUAAACGGAGCUCCCUACAACAGAACAUGUCAAGAAAGUUCCUUUUUCAUCGCUAAUGCGACACCAGUUGUGGCAUGCACCAGCGACUAUACACUUUCAUUCUGUGCACUGAAAAGUUCCUCAUCCCCACCAGCAGGGGCAACUACGGCAGCACCAGCAAGGGCCACUACGACAGAUCCAUUCUCCUGCGAAAGUAGAGCAACUGGCGACAACAUACCUCGUGAAUACACUCACCCAAGCUACUGCAAGGAGUAUUAUUGGUGUGUAAACGGAGCUCCCUACAACAGAACAUGUCAAGAAAGUUCCUUUUUCAUCGCUAAUGCGACACCAGUUGUGGCAUGCACCAGCGACUAUACACUUUCAUUCUGUGCACUGAAAAGUUCCUCAUCCCCACCAGCAGGGGCUACUACGGCAAGUAAUGGAAAAGUAACAGUUAGUACUACGACAGCAGCAGGGGCCACUACGGCAGAUCCAUUCUCCUGCGAAAGUAGAGCAACUGGCGACAACAUACCUCGUGAAUACACUCACCCAAGUCACUGCAAGGAGUAUUAUUGGUGUGUAAACGGAACCCCAAUCAACAGAACAUGUUGGGGAAGUUCCUUUUUCAUCGCUAAUGCGACGCAAUCUUUGGCAUGCACCAGCGACUAUACACUUUCAUUCUGUGCACUGAAAAGUUCCUCAUCCCCAGCAGCAGGGGCCACUACGGCAGAUCCAUUCUCCUGCGAAAGUAGAGCAACUGGCGACAACAUACCUCGUGAAUACACUCACCCAAGUCACUGCAAGGAGUAUUAUUGGUGUGUAAACGGAACCCCAAUCAACAGAACAUGUUGGGGAAGUUCCUUUUUCAUCGCUAAUGCGACGCAAUCUUUGGCAUGCACCAGCGACUAUACACUUUCAUUCUGUGCACUGAAAAGUUCCUCAUCCCCACCAGCAGGGGCAACUACAACAGGUAAUGGAAAAGUAACAGUUAGUACUACGACAGCAGCAGGGGCCACUACGGCAGAUCCAUUCUCCUGCGAAAGUAGAGCAACUGGCGACAACAUACCUCGUGAAUACACUCACCCAAGUCACUGCAAGGAGUAUUAUUGGUGUGUAAACGGAACCCCAAUCAACAGAACAUGUUGGGGAAGUUCCUUUUUCAUCGCUAAUGCGACGCAAUCUUUGGCAUGCACCAGCGACUAUACACUUUCAUUCUGUGCACUGAAAAGUUCCUCAUCCCCACCAGCAGGGGCAACUACAACAGCUCCUCCUUCUAAGUGUGACUGCAGCACAUACGCCUACAUCGCAAGGGCGAACACAUACCCUGGUAACUGUUCUCAGUACUACUGGUGUGUAAAUGGUGUGAAGUACCCCCAUGAAUGUGGACCUGGACUACAGGUGCAGUUCCACAUUUCAGAGGACGCUAUACCUUGCACAAACAUACCCUCCGACUACUACUGUAAACACGUAGAAGAUGGUAACCUCCAACCCUGCGCAUGAAGCACAUUCCCACAGAGAUAUACACACACGUGCCUGCUGGGAGAUGUACAGAUAGAUGACACCAUAUAUGAACCUUGAAUGGACAGUUUUUAAGAUGCCAACACGCAUCGGGACUUUUCUGCGUUCGUUUUACAUGGCCCAAUAUAUCUGAUUGAUAAUGUAGGCAUCCAUUACCAUAAAGUGCAGGCAGUAAUUGAGGGCAAUUGGUGGAUGUGUCAAGAAAAAGCGGUUGUAAUAUAUUUGACAGGUGUGGAACCGGUCAAACACACUUGAGAUGUAUUUCCAUAUUGUUAAAUAUACAUUGUAUUUGUGCUUAAGACUUCUAUUGUUAUUGUUUCGCGCUUUGUACUACUACAGUUGCUUUGCUUUUUUCGGAAAUAUGCGCGUCAUUUGUAGUGGCGUGAUAUAUAUAUAUUUCAUGUACAUAUUCACAAAUCAUGUUUUAGUCGGUCAUACGUUCUACCUAUAUUAUAUUGUUUCUGUUAUAAUAUUGUGAUAUGUGCAUAAUUGAACUGUGUAUUAUAUAUCUACUCUGUAUGUUUAUGCAAUUAAUACUCAUGCAAUGAACUAAAGAUAGACGUUAUA
Messenger RNA from Haliotis rufescens (red abalone), 2596 nucleotides. RefSeq names its product endochitinase A1-like. Gene Ontology annotation, cellular component: extracellular region. The record is from RefSeq and is a predicted model, not a curated record. Bases 83 to 2011 code for a protein of 642 amino acids. The transcript has 21 exons. Gene Ontology annotation, molecular function: chitin binding. Lineage: Eukaryota; Metazoa; Mollusca; Gastropoda; Lepetellida; Haliotidae.